Molecule: messenger RNA, 429 nt
Organism: Prunus armeniaca (apricot)
Lineage: Eukaryota; Viridiplantae; Streptophyta; Magnoliopsida; Rosales; Rosaceae
Source: the annotation of a GenBank genome assembly
AUGCCCAGGGGACCCGAGUUUACUGAGGAGGAAAUUCCCUUACCAUACACCCAGGACCUGCUCAAGGCAAGGGUGGUAGGAGAUUCGAAAGCUCCAAAAAUUCCUUUGUACGACGGGAUGACCAACCCAUACGAUCAUCUGGAUAAUUUCCGCUACGCUAUGGAGGGACGUGGGGCAAACAAAGCAACCAAGUGCCACAUGUUCCCGACAACUCUCAAGGGCCCGGCCACGAGUUGGUUCAAAAGGCUCACCCCAGAGUCCAUUAGCUCUUUCGCCGAGCUUAGGAAAGUCUUCUUGGAAAGAUAUAUGAUCAUUUCAGAUCGGCUCUACACCGCAAAUGACUUAUCGACGGUCAGACAACGACUCGAUGAAAAGCUUAAAGACUACAUCACUCGAUUCAAUAACGAAUACGCACGUUGCGAAGGGUGA